AGCCAGUCAUCUGUUGAUGGGCAUUUAGGCUGCUCCCACUCUUUGGCUAUUGUGAACAUAGGGGUGCAGAAGCCACUUCGAAUUAUUGUUUACUGAGAUACAGCAGAGAUAGAAAAGAGAGGAAGGGUGGGAGAGAUAGCAUAAGAUAGCAUAAGUCUGCAAAAGACUCUUACGCUGGAGGCUUCUGAAGUCCUGGGAUCAAUUCCCCCACCUCUACCCCAUCAUAAGACAGUGCUCUGGUUAAACAAAAACAAACAAGGCAAAAAAAAGAAAAAGAAAGAAAGAAAGAAAGAAAGAAAGAAAGAAAGUGAAAAAACGCAUACUUUAGGAGAGAGAGACACACACACACAGAAAUGGCAGCAAGGACCCCAGCUUCUAAUUUUUGUAGUGGGUUGGGGUGGCGGGGUUAAGGGGAGGGGUUGCUAAUGUCCUUUCUCCAGGGGAGUCUUUCCAGAAGCAGCCCCCUAAUACUGUACUUGCUGCUUCCAGCUCCAGCCCACCUGCUGUCCCGGCCUGUGCAGCCCUGUGGUCCCUCUCUGGUGGCCUCGGUCCCUGUGCCUGUCCCCAUGCUCCUGCGGCAGCUGCUGGCUGAGGGGGGACGGCCCUGCACCCCGGUGGGGCGUCUGCUGCUGCCAGCAGCGCUGGGCCUUCGCCUGGGCCUGCUAGUCGCCUGCGGGCCGGGGGUCUUCGGCGACGAUGAGCGCAGCGGCUUCGAGUGUCACACCCAGGAGCCUGGCUGCAGGGCCGCUUGCUAUGACGCCUUCCACCCGCUGUCCCCGCUGUGCUUCUGGGCCUUCCAGGUCCUGGUGGUGGCCGUGCCCAGUGCCCUCUACCUGGGGCUCACCCUGCACCAGGUGGUCCAGCAGUGGGAGGGCCUGGGGGACAGGGAGGAGGCCCUGGUGGCACAGGGCCAUGGCCCUCAGGGAGGCUCCAGGUUGCUCUGGGCAUAUGUCGUCCAGCUGGGGGUCCGGCUGGCCCUGGAGGGGGCUGCCCUGGGGGGCCAGUAUCAUCUAUUUGGUCUCAAGGUGCCGAACUCUAUCACUUGUCGCCGGGAGCCCUGCCUGGGCAGCAUCACCUGCCACCUAUCACGGCCCUCAGAGAAGAGCAUCUUCCUCAAGACCAUGUUUGGGGUCAGUGGGCUCUGUCUGUCUCUGACGCUCUUGGAGCUGGUGCUGCUGGCCCUAGGGGUGCUGUGGAGGGCCUGGAAGGCCCCCCAGUCACCACUUUCCAACUACUUCCGGACUCUGAAGAACUUCAGGACACCCAAGGAGCCCAGCACACAGGCCCCAGUGGUGGAAACCAAAGAGCAGCGGGAGGCAGAGUUGUGAAGACCCUCAGCUCUGAAGGAAACCCUGGGACCAUCUCCCCAGCAAGUAGUGAGCAGGGGCUUUGCCUCUGUGACAAGCUGAAAGCUUUGGAAGCAUCUGGAAGAGCCACACUGUCUGUCUGAAGCCCCCUAGAAGAACUCCAAAAUGGGCCUCCACCCAGCAUCACUGUUUGCAGAGGCCUCGGCUCUGGAAUCAGCCUGCAGAAUCUUCCUGGAACCCCUGCUUCUUCCCUGUCCUGCCAAAUAAAUAUUGACUGUG
Molecule: messenger RNA, 1586 nt
Organism: Erinaceus europaeus (western European hedgehog)
Lineage: Eukaryota; Metazoa; Chordata; Mammalia; Eulipotyphla; Erinaceidae
Gene: GJC3
Product: gap junction protein gamma 3
Exons: 2
Coding region: 426-1328 (300 amino acids)
Biological process (GO): cell communication
Cellular component (GO): connexin complex
Source: RefSeq, a predicted model, not a curated record